UUUUCACAGGUGGAAAUCUGUGAGAACCGGAGGCCUGGAUGCGACUGGAAUUCAUUGGGAAGAAGACAAUGACUGUUCUGGCAGAAAGCGAUCCUGGGUUCAAGAAGACCAAGAUCCUCAUGCAGAGGACUGUGUCGUUGUCUCAGAUGCUGAAGGAAGCGAAGGAGAAGGAGCGGGAGAGACUCAGCAGCCAUCCCAUCAACGAGCCCACAGCUCACUACGGCAUCCUCUUUGACGACUAUCAGGGUCUGUCCCACCUGGAGGCCCUGGAGAUCUUGUCCAACGAGAGUGAGGCCAAGGUCCAGGAGGUCUUGUCGUCCUUAGAGGGGGAACCGCUGGAAGUCUUCAAGAAGGAACUUAUUGCCAUCAAAGACAUCUUUGUGGAGAAGGACUUUGAGAAGGAAGAGGAGACAGAAGAGAACGCCACUGAUGGAGAGGAGUUUGUUAGCAUUCUCACAGAACUGCUCUUUGAGCUGCACGUUGCUGCUACUCCAGACAAACUCAACAAGGCUCGAGUGCGUGCUCAUGACUGGGUGAGGGAGGUGGAGAAUCCCAGUGCGGGCAGACCUGCAGAAGAGGAGCCAAAGGUGGAGACUGGUGAUGAACUCGCUGCUCUCCCUUCCCCAGGACAAGAGGAGGAGACCAAAGGGGAGGAAACCAAAAGCCAGUCGGUGGAGGAUGUGUACCUGUGCUCGGUGGGCAGUCUGGCUGAGGUGACGGCGCGGAGCAUCGAGCAGCUGCACAAGGUAGCUGAGCUUAUCCUGCAUGGACAGGAUGUGGAGAAGCCGGCGAAGGACCAGGCCCUUGUCCUUGUCAAGCUGACCAGUGCCAUGUGCAAGGAGGUGGGCUGCCUCGCCAAGAAGUUCUCUGACACCCUGAUCACCGUCGGGAGCCAAAGAAAAGCUGAGGAACUUAACCCCCUGGUGAACAGCAUCAUUCUUGAGGGCUCCAACAGCACCACGUACAUCGAGAACGCCUUCCAGCUGCUGCUUCCAGUGCUGCAGAUCUCUCACAUCCAGACCAGCAGGACCCAGAGGGACCCGGAGGCCUAGCUGGCGCUAUGAUGGACCCCCCCCCAAGCGAGAUAACGCUUCUCCUGUGUGCGCGAGUGAGCCACUGUAGUGUAGCUGAAAACGCAUAACACAGGACAACUGUGUCCCCCUGGCGCAACAUGUCUCUGCCUAUGUCUGUGUACA
This is a messenger RNA of Scleropages formosus (Asian bonytongue), 1196 nucleotides long. It is a transcript of the gene fam114a1, whose product is annotated as family with sequence similarity 114 member A1. The record is from RefSeq and is a predicted model, not a curated record. The transcript is spliced from 9 exons. Bases 39 to 1052 code for a protein of 337 amino acids. NCBI's taxonomy places the organism in Eukaryota, Metazoa, Chordata, Actinopteri, Osteoglossiformes, Osteoglossidae.